Molecule: messenger RNA, 1197 nt
Organism: Peromyscus maniculatus bairdii (prairie deer mouse)
Lineage: Eukaryota; Metazoa; Chordata; Mammalia; Rodentia; Cricetidae
Source: RefSeq, a predicted model, not a curated record
CAUUCUAGAGAGAAACCCUACAAAUGCAAUCAAUGUGAUAAAGCCUUUUCACAACACAAUAGUCUCCAAAUACAUGAAAGAACACAUUCUGGAGAGAAACCCUACAAAUGCAAUCAAUGUGAUAAAGCCUUUUCAGGACACAGUAAUCUUCAAAUGCAUAAAAGAUCACAUUCAAGAGAGAAACCCUACAAAUGUAAUCAAUGUGAGAAAGCCUUUUCACAACACAGUCAUCUCCAAAUACAUAGAAGAACACAUUCUGGAGAAAAACCCUACAAAUGUAAUCAAUGUGAGAAAGCCUUUUCACAAAACAAUAGUCUCCAAAUACAUAGAAGAACACAUUCUGGAGAAAAACCCUACAAAUGUAAUCAAUGUGAGAAAGCCUUUUCACAACACAAUAGUCUCCAAAUACAUAGAAGAACACAUACUGGAGAGAAACCCUACAAUUGCAAUCAAUGUGGUAAAGCCUUUUCAGGACUCAGUAAUCUUCACACCCAUAGAAGGAUACAUUCUGGAGAGAAACCCUAUGAAUGCAAAGAAUGUGGUAAAGCCUUUUCACAACACAGUCAUCUCCAAAUACAUGAAAGAAUACAUACGGGAGAGAAACCCUACAAAUAUAAUCAAUGUAAUAAAGCCUUUGCAUAUGCCAAUAAUCUCAGAGUACAAGAAAGAACACAUACAGGAGAGAAACACUACAAAUGUAAUCAAUGUGAUAAAGCCUUUUCACAAUGCUCUCUUCUCCGAAGGCAUGAAAGAACACAUACUGGAGAGAAACCCUACAAAUGCAAUCAAUGUGAUAAAGCCUUUACAUACGCCUUUAAUCUCAGAGCACAUAAAAGAACACAUACUGGUGAGAAGCCAUACAAAUGUAGUCAGUGUUGUAAAGCAUUUUCACGACACAGUCAUCUCCAAAACCAUAAAAAAACACAUACUAGAGAGAAACCCUACAAAUGCAAUCAAUGUGAUAAAGCCUUUUCACAACCCACUAAUCUCCAAGUGCACAAAAGAACACAUACUGAAGAGAAACCCUACCAAUUUAAUCAAUGUGAUAAAGUCUUUUCAGGACCCACUAAUCUCCAAAUGCAUAAAGGAACACAUGCUGGAGAGAAGCCCUACAAAUGUAAUCAAUGUGAUAAAGCCUUUUCACAACACAGUCUUCUCCAAAGACAUAAAAGAACACAUACUGGAGAGAAACCCUAC